Messenger RNA from Hemiscyllium ocellatum (epaulette shark), 3534 nucleotides. RefSeq names its product motile sperm domain containing 2 (gene mospd2). The transcript has 15 exons. The record is from RefSeq and is a predicted model, not a curated record. NCBI's taxonomy places the organism in Eukaryota, Metazoa, Chordata, Chondrichthyes, Orectolobiformes, Hemiscylliidae. The coding region runs from base 85 to 1632 and encodes 515 amino acids.
AGGUCAGGCAGGCGGGUCACAUGAGCGCUGCGGCCGGCCGGUUGGCCCGUGCUUGAUGGUGUUGCUACCGGUGCUGCGAGAGGGAUGGCUGCGGAGCCGCGGGAGGAGAAGCAGAAGUUGAUAGAGGAGACGAGGCAGCGUUUUACCAGCGAGUGUUUACAAGACAAGACUGAGAAAUAUGAUUCCCGAGAUGUUGAACGACUAAAACAAGAUGAUGGCUGGGUUGACAGUUAUCUGCAAUGGAGACAUAACAAUGUGGAUGACACGUUGAAAAUGAUUGAUGACAGCUUUCAAUGGAGAAAAGAAUUUUCUGUUCAUGAUUUAAGUGAGUCCAACCUUCCUCGAUGGACCUUUGAAACAGGAGCUGUUUAUCUUCAUGGAUAUGACAAAGAAGGCAACAAAAUGUUUUGGUUUCGAGUAAAAUUGCAUGUCAAGGAUGCAAAGACAGCUUUGGAUAAAAAGAAGUAUGUAGCCUUCUGGUUAGAACGUUACGCCAAAAGAGAGCAAGGAAAACCUCUAACAGUGGUGUUUGAUCUGACUGAAACUGGAUUAAGCAAUAUAGAUCUGGACUUUGUGAAGUUCAUCAUCAACUGCUUUAAGAUCUAUUAUCCUAAGUACCUUUCAAAAAUGGUCAUCUAUGAAAUGCCAUGGAUAAUGAAUGCUGCCUGGAAGAUUAUAAAAUCAUGGCUGGGACCCGAGGCUGUGAAUAUGCUGAAAUUUACCCACAAGGCUGAUGUACAGGAAUAUAUAAAUACAGAAUACUUGCCGGCGCACAUGGGAGGAAUUGAUCCUUUUAAAUAUAGCUACCCACCAUUGCCAGAUGACGACUUUCAAACACCUAUAUGUGAAAAUGGUCCAAUCCCAGGUGAAGAUGAACUGGAUGGCAAAGAGAAGGGAGAUGGAGAUAGCAAGGAAACUGUUGACGUUAACAGUAUUGAAGAGCCCUUGCACAAACAAAAAAAGGUUUCUUUUGAUGACACUGAACGUUUGGAUUUAAAGAUAAAAUCGAUGAAAAAACCACAAACAGUGUUCAGGGGAUCGUUGCUACACAUAAGUCCUGCUGAAGAUAUUCAGUUUGGUUCUAAAGAAAGUGGAGAAACUAAGUGUUUGAUAGUGCUUACCAACGUGACAAAAAACCCUGUAGCAUUUAAGGUUAGAACAACAGCUCCAGAGAAAUACAGAGUGAAACCGAGCAAUGGCAGCUUUGAACCAGGCAAUUCCCUGGAUAUUCUUGUAUCACUCCAUGGAGGUGUUGAAGCAUCUCCUCAGGAUAGGUUUCUGGUGAUGGCAGCAGAAAUGAACCAAGCUGCGGGAGGUGGUCCUCCUGAUUUGAGUCAAUUCUGGAAGGAAGUUUCUAGAGAUCUCGUGAUGGAGCACAGAUUAAGGUGCCGUGUUUUUGAAAGUCAUAAGGCUGUUGCCAAAGAGAAUUCCUUUAAAGGAUUUGCAGUUAGUUCCAGCCAAGAGGAUUUACAUUCAAAGAUGACUAAAUUAAUGGUGUCCAAUAGGCGACUGGAGGAGCAGAUCAACCGUUGCAUCUGGUUUCAACAACUAUUAACUGCCUUGGUUACGUUGUUAGUGGCUGUUAUCAGUCUGUCCCUGUAUGUCCGUUCCCCAGACAAGGACAAACAGUAACUAAUCAAGCUGCUUGAUCCACACAAGACCUUUGUAAACCAAAGUCACUGAUCUCUUUUUUUUGUUUGUUUUCAAAUUGCCAAUAUUUCAUAUAUUGGAGGUGACAGCUGACCAAUUUUUGUUUGUUGUAACUGCUGUUUUUUAAACUAUUUGAUACAAUUUGUACAUAAAAAAUUAAUUUUCAUCUCUGAAAGAUCCUGUGUAAUGAUGACUAUAUGAUGAGUCAUGAAUAAUUGUGUAAUUUGAAGUUGAUUUGUAAUAUAUCUUUGGUGCUACUAAUAGACAUUAACCAAAAUGAUUAAUUGACUGUUCUCCCUAGGAAUAUUUGGGUAAGGUUCUGGAGUCUGUUCCAUAAUCAUGGACUUCCAUGUCAAAUUGCAAUUUGGUAUUUAGUACUUGUAACAUGUUAUGAAGAAGCAUCCUUCUAGUAGUUCCUUAAUAUAUGUGCUAGAUACUGAAGUUAUAAGAACAUUGGACCACCUGGUAAAUUUAGAUUCUGGAGGGAAUAGUGGUUGUACCUGUUUAAAUGAAAUGAUGUGGCUAUCGAUGCAUCUAUAUAAUCAAAAAGAUAUUAGGAAAUAAUGUCAUUUACUAAAUAAUUGAAGUUGAGCCUGUUUGGCAGCCUUAUGAGUUUCGUCACUGUGAAUGCAGUUAUUAAAUGAAAUCUCUCAGAUUUACUAUAAGAUUGUAGUUUGCCUGAAACAUUCUCGCAGCAUUUAAUUUAGUACGCCUACAGGUCAAAUUUGUGUAAACAAGUGGAGGUUUAAUAUGCUGGGUGACUUGUAAAUUAUCAUGUUUUAUCUUGUUUUCCAUUUGGAAGGCAAUUUUUCUUGUUGAUCUAAGUCUAAUGUUGAGCACUGAAUCAAAAGAUCCUGUGCGCAGAUAGCCAUUUAUUUGAAUCCAACAGUUUACUUAGUUGAGCUUAUUUCCUUCUGGAAUAAGCACAUAGGAAGACCCAAGUGUGUCCAAAUUGAUGCAAGGGACCUCUUGAAAUGCAAGUUACCUCCAUCUUGCUUGUGCCUAAUGUGCACUUUCCUUUGAAUUUUUGAUCUGGAUUUGGAUUUUCAGUGCUUGGUGGUUUUGUGCUGACGUAGACUUGAGACUUUAGACACUCGUGUCACUGUGGAGAAAUUAGGUAUCUCAUAGAGAAACCAGAUUGCCCUAAUAACAACAGCAUCUCCUAUAGACUGGUUUCAUAGGUACACCUGAAUCCUGUUCAGAAUUUUGUGCCAUGGACAAUCAUGUACUUAAUGAACAGGUCACUUAGUGGCAAUAGACUACUUAAUACAAAUGUCAAAAUGAUCAAAAUUGAAGGUUGUAUUGCCAUAAGGAUUUCAUUUGAACUCCAUUUUAGUGCCAAGUGCAGUAAAGGAUACUUUAUGUUAGUAAAUGCAUACUGAAAAUGUUGGACCAGGUAUAGCUAUCAGCUUUAUGAAUGCAAUACAACACAUGCUUCAUUGAUACACUGAUUGUAAUUCUAAAGGGUAGCAAAUCAAAAUAGAGUGCAUUUUUAAGUUUCAAGUAGCAAUGCAUUGGAGAUAAGUUAACUAAUGUAUAAAAUGUGAAGUUAAUCACUUCAAUAAGCAAGCAAGAGCCUGACUGAAUUGUAGUGAUAGCAGUGUGGCAGUAUUCACUACUUUUUUCCAGAUAUUUUGUUUCAAAUCAAAAUAUUAUGUAGCAGUACAGCUGAAAACAAUCCUUUGGUGAUUAAUCAGCACAUUAUUUGAGGUUCAUAGUUUAAUGCAAACAGACAUAAAAGUCACAUCACUUAUGAAGCUGUAUUCGAUUUAAAAACUUCCCGUAGAAUUGUAUAAUAAUUUGUGGUAUGCUGGUGGACUGAUUAUCAAUAUAAAAAGCUGGCAAUUUAGAAUAAAAUGCACUUUAUGGUAUGAAAUUACUGAU